Aedes albopictus (Asian tiger mosquito) is the source of this 9666-nucleotide messenger RNA. RefSeq names its product unconventional myosin-XV (gene Myo10A). The transcript has 11 exons. Bases 884 to 9490 code for a protein of 2868 amino acids. Gene Ontology annotation, molecular function: protein binding; cytoskeletal motor activity; ATP binding. The record is from RefSeq and is a predicted model, not a curated record. NCBI's taxonomy places the organism in Eukaryota, Metazoa, Arthropoda, Insecta, Diptera, Culicidae. Gene Ontology annotation, cellular component: myosin complex; cytoskeleton.
UGAGGCGAUCGCUUUGCAGCAGUUUCUUAGCAGGGCUUGACAGUUCAACAUCAUGUAAAACGGCGGCUAUCGCAAGCAGAUCACUCAUUUUAAAAAGAAGGUCAUCUAUGGACCAGUGUUAUUUUAUUAUUUUAAAAUAAAAGUAUAGUGUUUUGGUUUUAAAAUCAAUGAUAAUCAUAAUACAGUGUUAAAAAAACCAUAGGUUUGGUUGAGGCUGGUUUAUUUUUUUUAUCUACGUGUACAGUUUCACUAUACACUUACGACGGGAUUGGAAAAAUAUAUCACGGGUGCGAACUAUGUGUACAGUUAUGACAAUGAAAUCAACAUAAAAGUGCAAUUUUAUUGAAUUCUCAUAAUGCUAUAUGCAAGUUUUGUGCAAGAUUAGUGUGAACUUAGGAUUUGCCAGCCAUCUUGAUUGUUAAUGGCUAUAUUGGUGAAAAUAUACGUCUUAAAUCAACAAAGUGAAUAAACGUUGAAUACUCUAAUGUGGAAUUGGAUGGAAAAUUGUGUGGAAAAACUAGUAAUAUUCACUCUUUGAAUAUUUAUAAAGGAUUAAAAAUUGAUUCAUAAAGUGAUCUGAUCGACACGGAAAAAACAAGUGACGUGACAAAUUCCUUUGCAUCUAUCACUUACACCGUUGUAUACAAGCUGAUCUAGCUGUUCUAUGAUCAAUAUACAACACAUGCGUGCAGAUGUGUAUGUGAACAUAAAGAAAAGAGGUGACGAUCGAGCAGCAUACCAUUGAUCCAGCAUAUUAAGCGGCACACCUGUAUCUUUCUGACACAGACAAUCGAAAUAUCAGUGGAAAGGAAUUUCUCCGAACUAUCAUCUUAAGAAAUGAAACCCAACAUACGCUAGGAAUCGAAAGACAACGGAAACGAUCAUGGACUGGUCUACUGGCGACUUGGUGUGGUUUGACCCUGGGCUUGGUCAUCCACUACCGGGCGAAAUACUUGAAGUGCAUCGCGCCGCCCAAAUAAUCAUCGUGCAAGCGCUAAUCAAUGGAAAGGCUCAAACGUUUACCCUCGGGCCUGGGGAGGGAAACCUCCGUCCCCGGCAGGACCUGGGAAAAACGGGAGUAGAGGACAUGACCCAGCUCGAAGAUCUGCAUGAAGCUUCACUACUAUGGAAUCUGAAGUUGCGAUACGAUAACGGGCUCAUUUACACAUAUGCUGGCAGUAUACUGAUAGCGGUCAAUCCGUACAAAAUGUUCCCAGAUGCAUAUGGCAUUGAAAUGGCAAAAAUGUACUCCGGAAAACCAUUGGGGACGCUUCCACCCCAUUUAUUCGCCAUUGGUUCUGCUGCGCACGCUGCACUACCAUCGCCUCAAGUUGUAGUCAUUUCUGGCGAAUCUGGAUCAGGUAAAACCGAAUCUACCAAACUUGUGAUGCAAUAUUUGGCGGCCGUAGUACCAGGUGGCGGAUCCGCAUCAACCGUCAUCACGGAGCAAAUAUUGGAAGCAGCGCCCCUGCUGGAAGCCUUUGGUAAUGCACGAACCGCCCGAAACGAUAACAGCUCAAGGUUUGGAAAGUAUUUGGAAGUAUUCUUUAAAUCUGGAGCAAUUAUAGGUGCAAAAAUCACUCAAUAUUUACUCGAAAAGUCGAGAAUUGUAACCCAGGCACCAGGAGAGCGAAACUAUCAUGUAUUCUAUGAGUUGCUUGGAGGCCUUUCAGAAACUGAGCGUACUAAGUAUGGCCUUUUGGAAGCUGAUAAGUAUUUUUACCUGAACCAAGGCGGAUCAGACUGUUCACCGGGUCGUGUUGACUGGGCCUCACUACAAGGAGCAAUGCAGGUGCUAGGAGUGUCGGAAAGCGAACGCGAAGGCAUAGUUAACGUCCUAGCAUCCGUGUUACAUUUGGGGAAUGUCUAUUUCCACCGUAGACAGUUAAGACACGGACAAGAAGGUGUUGAAGUUGGGUCAGACGCUGAAAUCAAAUGGGCUGCCCAUCUUCUCCAGAUACCAUCGGAGGGCAUACUCAGGUCUUUGACAUCAAGAAUAACAGAGACACGAUCAGAGCGGCUGUACACUCCAUUGAGUAUAGAUCAAGCGCUGGACGCUAGAGAUGCUUUAGCCAAAGCAUUGUAUUCUGGAUUAUUCAAUUGGUUGGUCCUCCGGAUUAAUUCCAUUGUGCACAAGGGAGGCACUCACGAUGCGCAUCGUAUUUCCAUCCUUGAUAUUUUUGGAUUCGAAGAUUUGGCAGAAAACUCAUUUGAGCAGUUGUGCAUCAACUAUGCUAACGAAAGUCUGCAGUUGUAUUUCAACAAGCAUGUUUUCAAACUAGAACAAGCGGAAUACGCAAAAGAGCGAUUGGAGUGGUCUGCGUUGGAAUGGGAAGACAACCUUCCAGUAAUACAUUUGCUGGCAAAGAAGCCGGUAGGGAUCUUCCACUUGCUAGAUGAUGAGUCCAAUUUUCCAAGGGCGAACGAUUUAAGCUUUCUGGAAAAAUGCCACUACAAUCAUGCGUUGAACGAACUAUAUUCAAGGCCUAGGAUCGGUGCUCAGGAGUUUGGUAUUACCCAUUAUGCUGGACAAGUUUGGUACUGUGUAGAAGGUUUCCUCGAGAAGAAUCGUGACGCCCUGCGAAUGGAUGUCGUAGAACUUUUGAGCUCGAGUACGGAACCACUAGUUGGCGAAAUGACAAAACAGUUACGAGCACAACGGGACAUCGGAAAAACCUUGCCCAGAGGCAUAAAUGGGCGAUUUGUAACUAUGAAGCCUAGAACACCAACCGUAGCAGCAAGAUUUUCUGAUUCCCUACAACAGCUUUUGCAAUCAAUGGCAAAAUGUAAUCCGUGGUUUGUGAGGUGUGUCAAGCCAAACAAUGACAAACAAGCUCUUCGUAUGGAUAUGCCAUGCGUAUUACAGCAGCUGCGUUAUCUGGGUAUGUUGGAUACCAUAAAGAUACGACAACGAGGAUACCCAGUACGGCUUCGGUUUCAACAUUUUGUUGAGCGAUAUAGACAUAUGUUAAAAACUCCCCUACCAAGAGGAACUCCGUACCGCGAGCUGUGUAGGUUUGUUCUUGAUUCUCUGCCAGGAACCAAUACAGAAGGGCCUGAUUUCCAACUUGGAGCGACUAGAGUAUUUCUCAGAGAAGCACUCCAUCGAACCUUAGAAGCCAGUCGAUCAGAAAGAUUACGAAUUGCAGCUGUUACAAUUCAGAAAAAUGUACGAGGAAUGCUUUCUCGAAAGCGUAUACAGCGACAAAACCGAGGCGCUGUUACCAUUCAAAAGGCAUGGCGUGGAUAUAAAGAUAGAAAGAAUUACGUUAUGCUCAAGAGAGGCGUGGUCAAAGCCCAAGCACUAUAUCGAGGACGCGUUCAAAGGAAACGCUAUGCAAAACUAAAAGUAGAAAUGAAACGUAGAAGAGAUGCUGAACGAAUGCAAAAGGAACGCGCAGCGCAAAAUCUGGCCAAAGAGCAGGUUGAGCGAAAUACUUCCGCACUGCUGGACAUUCCAGCCGAACUCGUAUUUAUUUUCUCUAAAUCGGAAAAUUGGUCCGGACAACAAAACGACCGCCAUUUAGUCAAAGUUGUGGGAACAGUUCCAGGUCCUCCAACGGCAUCCGAUCUACCUCCAGAUCUGGACCAGUUUGCAUUUGGAAAGUUCAGUUCCGUAUAUUGCAAUGGAAUGAAAAUUUCUUCCAGACGUGAUGUCAUAUCGACACCUUUUUUGUCAAGAGCAGCAGCUCGUGACCAGGAUUUUAAAGAUGCGAUUGCAAUUUUUAAACUUAUUUUAAGAUGGACUUCUGACCCAACAAUAGAUCAGAACAAAGAAAAAAUAAUGGCAGAUUACAUAGUCCAUAAAGGAUUGUCUUCCAGAGGCCUGAGAGAUGAAAUACUCGUUCAAAUUUGUAAUCAAGUAUACAGGGCAGAUGAAACAUCAGCUGAAAAACUGUGGCUGCUUAUGUCCCAUUGCUUAUCUGCUUUUCAACCAGGAUCCGCAUUCAACAAAUAUUUGAUAAAAUUUAUUGUGGACAAUGCACCGUUCAACACCAAGGAACAACUGUUGAAGAAAUUGUUGCGCAAUGAUACGGGCAAUCAAGCGAAUCCAUGCCGUCUGUUUCCGCCGUCAUGGCUAGAAUGGAGAGCUUCAUCUAGGCUUGCUGACACUGCUCUUGGACUUAUCCUACCAGAUGGUAUAAUGCAAACGGUUGCCGUAGAUUCGUGGACAACGUGUGAAGAAGCCGCCGCUUUAGCGAUUUCAUCGUUGGGUAUUCCAAACCUGGGUUGGACUGUUGUGAUUGACGAUAGCGGUUUAGUAACAGAUUCGUGCGGUUUAGAUUAUGUGCUAGAUUUGGUGUCGGAGAAAGAACUCUGUCCAGCUUUUCCAGCAGUUCGCAGUGAUUUGCUCAGAUGUGGUAGUAGAAAUCCACAACCUCCACCUGCUGAGCCUGAAAUGAGCCCCAAGAGGCCUCAAGUACCUCCGCCGGAACCUCCAUCAGGAAAGCGAAUGUCCGAUAUACAACUACUUCCAGCAUCUCAUGAACCUCAUGUGAUCGAAAGUAAAUCAGACGGGGAUGAGAUAAGACCCGAAUAUACUCGGCAUAUGGAGUCUGCUACUAGAAAAACUUCACAUGAUGCAAUUUCUCGCAGCAAAAUACUGAACGAUCAUUACUUUGAAACAGAAAAAUCGAGAUCCAGAUCACUUGACGAUCUUUUAGCAGCUGACGCAAAUGAAAUUAUUCCCAUCAGUGAUCCUGAACCAAUGGUGCUUACAAUGGCCGAACAUCGGCAAAGUGAUCGUUACCGAUCGAGUGAUGGUAUAACUCCACUGAAAGAACCGCAACCAAGAUACGUCAAAUCUCAAUAUGCCGGGAAGAGAACGGCUGGAUCGCAUUCCAGCAAGUAUGUCGAUAGGUCGGAAAUGAGUAUUCGAUCAUCUGCCAUGUCAGACACCAGUGAAGCACCUUCUCUGGCUAGCCAUGUCAGACGCGUACGUGUUCCAUCGCAAGCCUCUGACGUCGAUCAAUUUUUAGACGAUUUAUUUAGCCCUGUUCUGGACGGUUCUCUCGAUGAACUAUCAGAUGCCAGGUCAUUAGCUGCCAGUAUACGAGGAACUGGAUGCAACCCAAUACAAGAAAAUACUGUCGAUGAUUACAUCGACACGGUCCUAUCAUCAGUAGAUGUUUGUUCCACUAUCGCCAAUCUGCAAAAUGGAAACAACAUCGAUAAAAUUAUCAAAGGGGGAGGCACGGCUCACCAGACCAAAAAUAAUGGAUUUUCCCCGAAUGCGUCAAACUUUACCUCGACGCCUGUUACGCCAAUCACACCAAUUAAUUCGAAUUCAUUGCUGAUGAUGAGCUCAGUUACCCCCGAAGUAGUGGUGCCAGUAUUCAACAUCCCACCGGGAGUUGAUGGAUCUGCGUACCAGCAACAAGUUCAGAGAGCGUUUUUACAGUCAGCGAUGGCACAGAACAUUCAAAUUCAACAGCAAUUGAUCGCGCAAAAUCAAGCUCUGCAAACAUUGCUCACUCAACAAGAUGGACCUAAAUCACCGCCAAUUCACAACAUGUCUCCCAAGCAGAAUGCAUCUUUAUCGCCAUCGACGCCUCAAUCGGCCAAUCGUAAAACGAGCGUAAAGACCAGAUCUGAUUCCACUACGGCGUCUAUGUCUGAUCUGUUACGAAAUCGGAAAGACUCUUCGUCAUCCAAUUUGAUCCCGCCACCUCCACCACCACCAUUGCCACCACCACUAGAGAUGAAGGAUCCCCUCGAAGUGCGACCUUUCCUAGAUCCCUAUGGCAGAGCCAAAACAGUACGAAUCGGUAAGUGGAGGUGGCCACCUCCACAAGAUGGAUCUGCAGGAGAGAGUGAAGAGAACUUUAUGCACUUUAAAAUGACACGCCAAACAAAUCGUAAAACCACACCCCAAUCGCAAGUGAACAGUAACGUUGAAUCCCCAAUUGGAUCACCUAACGGUGUAGAAUGGGACGAAUUCGAGAUAGACAUACAAAUGGCAAGCAAUUCCAGCAAUCAGCAUCCCAUGGGUGAUCCAAAUCAGAAAGGAAAUCAAGCCAACCGUGUUGCGAAGCGAAGCUUCGACAUUGGUGCAGAUAGACCUUCGCCAAGCAGUGUGGGCAAACUUAAACUAAGCAAUGAAAUGAGACAACGGCUGGAACAAGUCACUGCCGGUCACUCCGUGAGGUCGACCAGCACUCGGUCGGAUAGAGCGGAACGUGUUCCCGCAAAGUUGGAAGAUACGAGAAGGAUGAUUUUGGAGCAACAACUUGGUGGAAUUAUGUCCAUGCAGUCGUCAAAUACUCAAUCUGACAUUCCGUCCGUUAAAACGCAAGUUCAACGAAUGGAAGCCGGUAAAAGACCUCCACCAACGGCGUGGCCUACGGUUCUUCCACCUGCUCCUGCUGGACCAGCCCCACCACCGCCAAUCAGACCCCCAAAUACUACGCCUCCAGCUCCACCACCACCACAGAUGCAAAUAUCCCUACAAGAGGUGCCUUCCUUCGUUCAACGCCAGGAGCGCGAUACGUUUGGAGCUAAAGAUCCAUUCAACGACUCAUGGAGUCGUGCUGAGGCAGCAAAGUUAGAACUGGUUUAUGAAGCAAGUUUUAAAAAGGAAGUUGUGAUUCAACGCGAACGAUCACGGUCCCGAUCACGAUCGCGAGAUCGCGAAAAUUUCUCUGAAUCUGUAUGGGAUCGUUCAGAAGUGGAGGGGCCAUCAUCAACUACUAGCGAUCGCGAGCAUAAAGAACGGGAGAAACGUGAACGAAACUACGAGAUGACUCAAAUUCAAAGAGAAAAGGAAAGCACAAAAGUUUACCAACCAGCACAGCCAAAAGAUAAAAUUAAAUCGAACAGUAGCAACAACCGCCAGUCUGUAGCCACAUUCAAAACACACAUGGUUCAAAAAAGUGUGCAAGAAAGAGAACGCAAAACAUCAGCUACUACCGUAUCGUCGAUCAACAACGAUCAUAUGAACGAAUCCGAUCUAUCGGUACACGAUCCACCCGCGCCAGUGAUGCCGUUACCUGCACAACCAUCGUUGAAAGCUCCUGCUGCUGCGUGUCUAACCUACAAUAAAAUCACUUGGAAAUUACGUGUUCGAAAAGAAGUAUUUCGUCCUAGUGAAUCGGUUUCUGCUCCAGCUGCGCUUGAUCUGAUGUUCUCGCAAAUAACAUCCGACGUACUGGGAAUAACACCAUGUUUGCGAAUCAAUCCACAAGAAAAACGUGCAGCUAUGAACUUACUCAAUAGUCACGGCGUAACGACCGAAAAUAUGUCGAGUCAGGUUAGAGCAAUAGUGAAGCGUCACCUGCUGGAUAUGGCACGAGGCUGGCCUCUGUACUUCUCACGGAUGUUUAUACUAAACGGUUCCCCCUCUAUCCCCGGUGGAACCCUGCUUGCCGUGUCUCACGUUGGAGUGUGCUUAGCGAGAAAGGAGCAGGAUUAUAUUGCUGUGCAAAAAUCAAUGCCCUUCUCGGAAAUUCAAAGUGUGACUACGUUGCCGCGACCUUCAACGUUCCAGUUGACUUUGAGAAAUGGGAACCGUAUUGUGCUUCAUGCUCCAAAAUCAACUGCUAUACAAGGCAUGAUACAUUCCUUCUUGAUGGAAUUCCGACAGACCCAAUCCAAAGGACCUACAAUUUCCUCCGGAGUUCGAGCGGCAGCCGCAACCCUGAACGUUCCUCUAGAACGUCUCGAAAUAUCGAAUAACAGUCCCAGUUCACCAAACCAGCUUUCGCCGGCUGAAAAAUCUCACCGUUCGUCAACCAUAGACUACGACAAUAUGCACAUCGAGAAUGGAAUGUCACAAGGACAACAGGACAUUCCUGCCUCGCCGAAUAAUAACUUUAGUCCUCAGGGUCACUACAAAGUUUCGGUAGGUUCAAUGGGCAACAACUACCCUCAAGGUGGAAACAUAAUGCAACAUGAAGAAUCAUCACCUACUCAAACAUCACUCACCAAGCAUUCACUUCUGCAAUUUGCGAUGCAACAUUUCCGAAACGACGGUGAAGACUUCAAGAGAAACGACAACCGAUCGAGCGCACGCAAUCCUCUGGCAGACAUGGUGAAAUGGCAGGGCCAUCCUCUACGCUUACCACUUCUACGUUUACCGCCUGAUUUAGCCCCGCUGGCAAUCGAAUGCUUCGAUUGCAUCCUUCGCUACUGUGGAGACCUUGUACCAGAUCCCGAACUUACAGAAGUCAAAUGCGUUUACACCGUACUAAUGCAUUGUCACAAACAUUUAACCCUGAGGGAUGAGGUCUACUGCCAGCUCAUCAAACAAACAACAGCCAACCGUUCAGCGUGUCCAGAAUCGGCUCAACGUGCUUGGCGGUUACUCAGCAUCCUGGCGGCAUAUUUCGGCUGCUCUGAUGCACUUCGUCCGUACUUGAUUGAGCACCUCACGUCUGCGGCGUCAGACCGUCGCCGAGCUUGUCACGGAACUGCUGCUGUCUGUCUUACCAACUUGAGGAAAACUGCGCGUUGCGGAGGCAGGAAGAAUGUACCAAGCGUCGAGGAGGUCACAGCGGUAUCGGCUGGACGAUCUGCAAGAAGACAAAUCUAUCGGUUACCAGGUGGAGCGGAACGAAUCGUUAAUACUCGAUGCUCUACUGUUGUAGGGGAUGUAAUUACGGAACUAUGCUCACUUUUGGGAAUAGAGAUACCAGCAGAACAACAAGAAUUCUCACUGUACUGCAUAGUACAAGGAGAUGCAUUCACGAUGCCACUUGCCGCUGACGAGUACAUUCUAGAUGUCACUACCGAGCUUUUGAAAUCAGGACAACCAUUCUAUCUCAUAUUCUGCCGCUCGGUGUGGCAUUUUCCACUGAAACGAGACCCUGCCCCGACCCCUCUCUACAUCGAAGUACUGUUCAAUCAAGUGGCACCGGAUUACCUGGAAGGACUGCUUUUGGAAUUACCAAAUGGUGGAGCUCCCACUCCCGACUACGUACGUGAUAUGGCCAGAAUAGCCGCAAUACUACACAGAGCAGCAGACCUCAACCAUCUACCGGCAAUGAAGGAAAUAAAAUUCCUAUUACCGAAACCCGCCCUGUCACUACGAGAGCUUCGGCCAGCACAGUGGGUUGCAUUGGUGCAGUCUGCCUGGCCAUCUAUAGCCGGGCUUAGUCCCAUACAAGUUAAAGCGCAAUUUUUGAACGUUUUGUCAUCAUGGCCAUUGUUUGGAAGCAGUUUCUUCGCCGUGAAGCGCGUCUGGUCCGAAGAAUCACCUGCUGAGGAAGUUAGUCCAAUGUGGAGAGAGCUCAUACUUGCGUUGAAUAGACGAGGGGUACUUUUCCUCGAUCCGAAUACUCACGAAACAAUGCAACAUUGGCCAUUCAACGAAGUGAUUUCUACUAGAAAGGUUCGAUCAGAAGACGGUGCGCUAUUUCUGGAUAUGAAAGUAGGUAACCUCCUGCAACAACGGGUCAUUCGAGUGCAAACAGAGCAAGCGCAUGAAAUUUCUAGAUUAGUGCGGCAGUACAUCACAAUGGCACAGGCGCAACUUAGAGAUCGAAGGGAAUAAUUUUAACCGAACAAAUCGUAAUGCGAAUAUAUAUAUUUGAAAAACGUAAAAAGUUUAUAAAAAUUGUUUUGUUAGGACAACAUGACUAUUUUCAUUCUGAUUAACAGUCAUAAAGUCAUAUGUUAUAAAAUCGGUUUAAUAUAAGAAAAAAUAAAUAACCAGAGAUUUUAUUAUAA